This is a messenger RNA of Funneliformis geosporum, 1671 nucleotides long. Lineage: Eukaryota; Fungi; Glomeromycota; Glomeromycetes; Glomerales; Glomeraceae. The record is from the annotation of a GenBank genome assembly.
AUGGCUCCAACAAAGCUUAAGAUCAAAGGCAAUAAAGCAUUCUCACUGUUAUCCAUCGAGACUGAUGAAGAUUUGUCCAAGACAUGGCGGUUAAUGACAAAAGUGAAGGAUGCAUUGGAAUAUGGAAUGCGUCUAGAAAAUCUAUCAUGGAGACUCUGGUUCAUGCAUCACCUCAUGGUUCAUGAUCAAAAGUCUCACUCCCAAUUUAAAAAGUUGUCCACUGCCACAACAAAAAAAUUAGAAAUCGAAAAGGCUACGAAUCUAAAAAGUCUACCGGUACCACUUUAUCGACCAAAGACUCAAGAAACCAAUAAUAUAAAAAACGUCAAAAUUCCAAAAAAUAUUGCCGAAUCGUCUCCAGGCACUGAAAUCGUUGCCUCUUCAUCUCCCACAAAUACCACCGACCUUAAUGCCGAUUAUGGAAACAAUUUGCAACCUGAUUAUGGAAAUGAUAGUGAAAUAAUCGCAACGGUCAACUCCACCUCGACCAAUGAUCAAAGCAGCGCUGAAUUAAUGGAUUUGGACACUCUGGAUGAUAAUAUGACCUUAAAUAAUAACGGGACAAAUGCGCUUAAUUCUUCUGUUAACGAGAAUUCUCCUAGGUCGCUCGUAGAUAUUUUCAGAUUUAGCGAAGUCAGUCAAGAUUUCUAUUUACGUCAGUAUACAAAUGAUCAAGAUCCAUAUCAAGUCGUUUCAUUACCGGGGGUUUUUACUCCUUCGUUCGAUGCUCAAGCCAUAUUGGAUCCUAACACUCAACAACCUACUAUGAUGUUGGACUUGAAUGAAGUCUUGAGUGUUCACCAAUUUUAUUCUUCCGACUCGUCGGAACCUAAUUCCCCUACAGAACAUUGGUACACUGAAAAUGUCGCACAAAAUCCUGAUAUGCAGUCAAACCUGCAGUUUCAAACGUUGAAUAAUCCGUUGGUUGGUAGGACAUCAUCCGGAUUGCAUGAUGCUGUCUAUGUUAGAAAUACCGAUCCUACGCCCGUUAAUCCUUCACACCUUAACAUCUCUAUAACGUCAAUGAAUACUCCACACAAUACCCCGCUGAACACCCCUCUUAACACUCCUGUCACCGGCUUAUCGAACAGUAGUCUGAUGAAUAGUGUUUAUCUGAACCAAUUUUCUUCGGAUCAAAAUAAUACGAUGACAACUACUUCUCCCUCUUGUUCGUCCACAUCAUCGAUCGAAACGUCAACUGUUAACGCUCGUCCUUCCGCUAAUGCCCCAUCAUCAACGUCCGAAAAUAGUAGACCUAAAAAAUCUCAUUCGAAUGGGGAGCAACAAUGUUUUAACUGCGGUGUGACUUCUACUCCCCUCUGGAGAAGAUCGGCUAAUGACGAACUCUUAUGUAAUGCUUGUGGUUUAUAUUUGAAAUUACACAAGAUGGCUCGUCCGAAGACCAUGAAACCUCAUAUUGUACGCAAAGAUGCCCGUGAUGAUGAAGCUUCACAACCUGUCUGUUCAAAUUGUAGAACGAUGACUACACCCUUCAAAUUACAUCAUGAAAGACGUCCUUUGUCCAUGAAGACUGACGUCAUAAAGAAACGACAACGAUAUGAGAAUGGGCAAGCGCCUCGUCGGCCAAUUUCAGUUGGACAGUCAUCAUCUUCCGGUAUGAACGCGCAUCAAUCACCCAGCACCACCCCCAUAAAUGGAGGAUAUCCAUGA